AUGAUUGAAUUUUCAAUUACUUAUUCACUUUAUUUAAAUAUUCUUUAUAUAUUCGGAAGAUAUUGGGAGGAUUUUAGGUUAAAGAAGGAAUCCCUAGGUUUUUUAGCUGCUUUAAACAUGUCUUUUAAAUUAUAUCUCGAUUUUUUGGAUCAAUUGAUUGGAGAUCCAAAUAAUAGUAUAUAUUCAAAUGUUUCUGGUAAUUUAUAA
Molecule: messenger RNA, 207 nt
Organism: Dictyostelium purpureum
Lineage: Eukaryota; Evosea; Eumycetozoa; Dictyosteliales; Dictyosteliaceae
Exons: 1
Coding region: 1-207 (68 amino acids)
Source: RefSeq, a predicted model, not a curated record